AUGAGUGACCAGCUAUGGCCCGAGCGUCUGGACACCCCGGGACUCAUCCCGCAUCAUCUCAAACGCUCUGCGACUGGACAGUUCCCCAUCUUAGAGGUCAUUCAGCGUCUACUGUAUCGACUCCGGCCAAGCGGCAUCGGCGAUCUCGAAAAGCUACUCGCACUCAUCGGUCUCUACCAAGCUAUUCGUCCCGCGUACAAGCAUCUAAAGGAUUUCUUUACAUGGGCCUUUACUGUUCAAGUCACCAUCCCAGAGACCGAUCCAGUUGCUAGAGAGGUUCUGGCGUGGAUGGGCUCGGAGGUGAUACUCAACAGCCACACGAGGAGUGCUAUGCUGGUCACAGGGGGCACACAGGAUCCUAAUGACGAAUUUCAUCGCCGCAUGAUGGCCGCUCAUAAUCCGAGACUGGCAUCCGAAAAAGCUGACGAUGAGGUUUUGUGUCUUCCGCCAAUCGGUACACGACUGUUUUGGGUCGGGUUUCGACCUUACCUAUUCUCUCGCCGAGGUGGUCCUGGCUAUCGGACCAAUAGUGGUAUGACUGGUAACUUGCUCGAUGACAGUGGCCAGCUUCAAAACUCUCUCACUAUCAUGACCCUCGGUUGGAGUCUCAAGCCACUUAAGGAGUUCACUAGUCUCUGCCGCGAGUUCCGACUCAACAACCUCACGGGUACUACAACGGUAUACUUCGCGGGAGACCGCACAGAUCCAUACGGUAACGGUUGGCAGUCGGUCUCCAAAGCCAUUCGAAAGCUCGACACUAUAGACAUGGACGAAACCACCAAAUCUGAUCUGGUCAGAGACGCAGAAUACUACUACAGCGAGGAAUCGCGGUCAUUCUUCGCAGACUGUGGUAUUCCGUAUCGGCGCGGAUAUCUCUUUCAUGGCCCCCCGGGCACUGGCAAGAGCUCGUUCAGCGCGGCAUUGGCGGGUCACCUUGGUUGCGACAUUUAUCACAUCAACCUCUCCACCGGUAGCAUCAAUGACGGAACACUUCACCGCUUAUUCCUAGGGCUUCCACGAAAGUGUAUAGUAGUUUUGGAAGAUAUCGACUCUGCUGGUAUUGGUCGCGAACAAACACCGCCGCCUGCCCUACCAGGAGCACAUGCGCAAGCCGAUGAAACUCUAGGUGACGUCGCCAGUAUUCCAGGUGGCAUUGGUCCUCUGCCAAAACUUCGGACUCGGGAUUACCCUGUGGGCCGUAGAAGUAACACAGUAACGCUGAGUGGCUUGUUGAACGCCAUUGACGGAAACGCCUCUCAAGAAGGAAGACUAUUGAUCAUGACCUCCAAUGCCCCCGAUACGCUUGAUGCGGCUUUGACGCGUCCCGGUCGCAUUGACAAGAAAAUCUACUUUGGCAACAUGGACCCUGGUGCAGGCAAGAGCAUCUUCAAGCGCUUAAUCGGUCGAUCAGCUCUAGCUCAUGAUGCGGAGUUUACCAUGGCACAGAUUGAGGACUGGGCGACUGAGUUCGCCGAUAAGAUGCCUACUAAUACAUUUUCUCCAGCACAAGUGCAGAACUACCUCCAAGGCUGCCGCGGCGACCCUCUCAAGGCCUUGAACGACGUCGACGCCUGGAUCGCAGAGACUAGCCUCGAAACUGAAAAGUCCAACGGCACACGGAACAGCACUCAAAACGGGACACAGAAUGGUACUCAGAACGGCACCCGGGAUAACACCCAAAGCAACGCUCAAAACGGCGUAGGCCUAGUCGUGUCGACCAAGCCCGUCCCAGAUGGUAGUGAGUGA
Messenger RNA from Alternaria rosae, 1746 nucleotides. RefSeq names its product P-loop containing nucleoside triphosphate hydrolase protein. The transcript has 2 exons. The record is from RefSeq and is a predicted model, not a curated record. Gene Ontology annotation, molecular function: ATP binding; ATP hydrolysis activity. Gene Ontology annotation, cellular component: mitochondrial inner membrane. Gene Ontology annotation, biological process: protein insertion into mitochondrial inner membrane from matrix; mitochondrial respiratory chain complex III assembly. The coding region runs from base 1 to 1746 and encodes 581 amino acids. Lineage: Eukaryota; Fungi; Ascomycota; Dothideomycetes; Pleosporales; Pleosporaceae.